AUGUUUAAAGUCCAUCAAAAAGGCGAAAAUAUGCAAAAUAAUCGAAUCAGCUAGGAAGAACUUCGAAAUUAAUACAACUUUUCCUUUGCUCCAGAAAAUUCAAAAAGCCCUAAGAAACACUCCACAAACUUAAGAAUCACAACCUACAACGAGUUUUCUCCAAAAGAUCCCAGGAAAGAAGUGCUCAGCGUUCGAUAGUCCUCCGAUAAUUCCUAAAUUUAGAAAUCUAAAGAUGAUAGUGAAGUCAGAAACAACUAAGGCUCUGAGGAGAUUGCUAGUAACUUAAAGCGCAUAAUUUAUGAGUGCGAGGAGAAUCUCAAAAAAUUAGAAAGUCACAAAUCAAAUAGUAACAGUGAUCAUGCUGCUGCUAAUUCAUCAAAUAGUCAUUCCUAUUAAUCAUAAAUCAUCAAAGUCAAGCCAUUAAAGAAGGAAGUUUCAUAGCGUAGGAAUUCAGAAGACGAUGAUUUUUUUGUCAUAAAUAAGAAUCAAGAUUCUUUAUUGUAACCACAAAUAAAUAACUUAUUAAAUAGCCAAGGAGGCUAGGAACAAAGUCUGAAUACUUUCGUAAGAAAGCGUAGUAGUAAUAAAGAUAAUUUUGAAGUAACUCUUAGCAGCAAAAUGCCAUCUUAGAAUUAAAGUCUAAACUUAAGUGAUAAGUAAAAUGCUUUGGAAAAUUUUGAAAAAAAUCUGUCCACAAAAUUUCCAGGUUUAUUCCAAGAUUUUUCCACAAAUUAAGAUAUUUCUUGUAUCCCCAAGUCUAUGAGUGGUAUACAUUAUGUUGAGCCUUCAUCACUUUCAAUAUUUAAAACAAUAAGCUUCAAUUCUGGCAAAGAUAAUACUUAGAAUAGCAGCCUUAAUUAGAAAUAAGCUGCAAGUUCAAAUAGUAGUAGCAAAUCGAGUGUUCUGCCUAUUCCUAAAGAGAGAACAAAACUUUAGAAUAAAACUUACCAUGAACUCAAUAACCUAAUUCAAGUUUAGGAAAUAAAAUGUGGAAAUGAUGCAAUCUGGGUGAUUAAAUUCAGGUCAGAUGGGCUCUAUAUGGCCACAGGUGGCAAGGACGGUAUUCUUAGAGUAUGGAAAUGCUGUCAAAGCUCCAAGGAACUAAAUUAGAGACAAACAAUUAACCCUGUUCCAAUAAGAGAAUAUACCAGUGUACAUUAAUCUGAUAUCUUUGAUGUUAAUUGGAGCACAAAACACUUGAACAUUAUUCUAAGCGCUAGUUCUGAUUUCAACGUCUUGAUAUACAAUAUAAAUCAUGAGAAACCUUUGAAAGUCUUACAGCAUCCUGAUAUAUCAGAUAAUCUAUUAGCGAGCGGCUGUUUCGACAAGUUUGUCAGAGUUUGGGACAUAAAAAAUAAAAAGGUUAAAGACUGGUAAUAAACUUCAUGCUAUAUUACAGCUAUCAAGUAUACUAACUGUGGUGAAAGACUUUAUGUUGGACUUGUGAAUGGUGACGUAGUGAUAUAUGAUUCAACUUAAGAGCAACUUAGACCAUUAAGAAUUGUUGAAUGUAAAAACAAGCGUGGGAAAUUUUCAAAAGGUAGAAAAGUGACAUCUAUUGACUUUCUCACUGUUAAUAUUGCAAUGAUUACAAACAACGAUUCAAGAAUAAGAUUCAUAGAUGCUAGGAAUGGAAAGUAAAUUUAUAAGAUUAAAGCUCAUAAGAAUGAAAGUUUUCCGAUCAAAGCAAGUAUUUCUGAUGACUUUUCCCAUGUUAUUUGUGGUUCAGAGGAUGGUGAUCUCUAUUUAUGGAGCUAGAUUCAAAAUACUGUUAUUCAAAUGAGCAAGACUAGUCUAAUAGGCAAGUUACUCCUAAAAGAUAAAACAAACUCAUGUGAAUACUUCACUCCUUACUGUAAAAGCUAGCCAGUGACUGCCGCAGUCUUUGCACCAGAGCAGGUAAAACUUAUUCAAAUGAAGAGAUACUUUAAGAAUGUCCUGGAGGACAAAAUGAUUAACAUGAUAAUGGUAAUGGGCAAUAUAAAUGGUCUUAUAAAGAUCUUUCACAAUGAAACAAGUUGUACCUCUCCUAAUAUUUCACCAAGAACUAACAAAAAGUUUAAUAGACUUACAUAUUGA
Stylonychia lemnae is the source of this 2079-nucleotide messenger RNA. Lineage: Eukaryota; Ciliophora; Spirotrichea; Sporadotrichida; Oxytrichidae. The record is from the annotation of a GenBank genome assembly.